AUGGGCUAUGCUCCUCAUCAAGAAAAGUUACAGAACAGUCCUUCUUUUGAUUACAUUUUGCCUGAUACGUACCUUGAUUGGAGUGAGGUGACAUCUAAUGGUUCAGUAAAUGCGAAAGCUGCCUUUGUAUCUGUCGUGCGGGAAGACGACAUUUAUGCCUUAAGAGCAACCAUGCUUGAUCUUGAACGACGUCUGAACCAUCGCCAUGGUUAUCCUUGGGUAAUUAUUUCAGAAAGAGUCAUGUCACGUAAAUUUCGUGAAUGGAUCACCAGUUCAACAACGGCACCUGUGUUUUUUGGACAAGCACCUGCUAUUGAGUGGCAAGAACCUUAUUGGAUUGACAUCAAAUUGGCUGAGAAGAACUUGAGGGAUCUUGUUAGAGAAGAAGAUAAUGAAAAUUCGCAAAGUAUGAGCUAUCGAAGAAUGACAAGAUACAACACAGGGUUUUUGGCACACCAUUCGUUGCUAAAGAACCUAGAGUUUUAUUGGAAAGUUCAGCCGGGUGCAAGGUACACAUGCGAUAUAUUGCAAGAUCCAUUUGAGCAAAUGAAGAAGGAAAAGAAAAAGUUUUCUUUUGCUGUGACCAUGACAGAACACCAUAAGAAUGUAGUUGGUUUUCAAGAAAGCGUAUUUGAGUUUAUCAAGGAAAACAAAGGCAUUCUGAAGCCUGUAAACAAAAGCAUCUACAAAGCUCUUUUGAAUGACCAAAGUCGUUACCAAUCUCCAAAUCCUUCAAACCCACUUGGUGAAUACAAUGGUCAUUUUUCAAACUGUAUGGUCUACAACAAUUUCAUGAUUGCUUCCCUUGAUUUCUUGAGAUCAAAAGAAUAUACAAAGUAUUUUGAUGCAUUGGAUAUGUCUGGCGGCUUCUUUUAUCAAAAAUGGGGUGAUUCUAUGUCACAAACUGUCGCCGCUGCUUUACUUUUAGAACGGUCUGAACUUGCUUAUAACCAUAUAUUAGGUUAUGAAUACAAAUCAGCAGCUAUUUGUCCAACCGACUUUGAAGUUUAUGUUAAUGCAAAAUGUUCUUGUACUCAGUCUGAUUACAGAGUAAACAAUAUGAGGUUUUGUACACCUCUUUUCAUGAAAGCCAUUGAUGGUAGGCUUUGA
Molecule: messenger RNA, 1110 nt
Organism: Gilbertella persicaria
Lineage: Eukaryota; Fungi; Mucoromycota; Mucoromycetes; Mucorales; Choanephoraceae
Product: nucleotide-diphospho-sugar transferase
Exons: 5
Coding region: 1-1110 (369 amino acids)
Biological process (GO): cell wall mannoprotein biosynthetic process; protein N-linked glycosylation; protein O-linked glycosylation
Cellular component (GO): Golgi apparatus; membrane
Molecular function (GO): alpha-1,2-mannosyltransferase activity
Source: RefSeq, a predicted model, not a curated record